AUAUAAUAAAACCAAUUUUAUAAUAUGUACUUGUACUCACAGAUACACAAUAGAAGAUUAGAAGAGCAGCUAAUACGCUACCUAUAUAAUUUACAAUUUAGUAUUAAAUUCCAAUUCAUAGAGAGCAGUCGUAUUGAUUAAUGUUUCAUGUAUAAAUUAAUACGAGAUCAGUGUGUCAAAGUGAUAAGAUAAGAUGUGUUUAUUUAAUCCAUGUUGUAUUUAAUUGAUAAUGUAAGUAAUGUAAUGUUAUUUUGUUUGCUAUAAUUUCUGUUGAUAAUGUGGUCUGUGAGGUGAUUAUUGGUUCUUUUAAAUAUAGAUAACAUGGCGUGUACAAGCCAAUGUCCAGACUUACUGCAAGGCGCUGCUGGAAGCACCUUCGCAAAUUUGCUGACCCAUCUGCUUGCUGCGCAAUGCUUGAUAUCAGAACCCUGGCCUAAGGAUCACCUGGACAGAGUAGCAGAUGGCGAAUCCUUCGACUUCAUCAUUGUCGGUUCUGGAACAGCUGGUUCUAUAAUUGCGAACAGAUUAACAGAGGUCGAUCAUUGGAAGGUCCUGCUUAUAGAAGCUGGUGGUGAUCCACCUAUAGAAUCUGUCAUUCCAAAUUUUUCUGGUGCUACUCAUAAUAGUAUUCACGCUUGGCAAUAUUACACAGAAAAAGAUGAAAGCACAAACAGAGGAUCAGUAAACGGGACGUCCUUUUGGCCACGUGGGAGAAUGUUAGGCGGCACUGGCUCGAUCAAUGGUCUGCUUCAUAUGAAAGGCAGCUCUGGAGAUUACGAACCGUGGAACCUUCAACCUGACGAUGGCUGGGAUUGGCCCACAAUACAAAAAUACUUCAAGAAAAGUGAAAAAAUUAUCAGUCCAUUCAUACGUAACGAUCCUGAAUUAAGAAAAAAUCAUGGAACUAGCGGAAAUUUCAUUAUUGAUCAGUUGAAUUUCACGCACACUGAAAUCGUUGAUAAACUUAUGGCUGCUUAUAGAGAAAUGGGUUUAAAAUAUCUUGAAGAUAUAAAUGGACCAACUCAAAUGGGAUAUGGUAAAAUCCGUGGUAGUAAUUACAAGGGUAGACGAGUGAGCACUGCAACAAGCUUCCUUAAUAGUGCAAAAAAUCGCUCAAAUUUAUACAUACUUAAAAAUGCUUUUGCCGAGCAAAUCAUUUUCGAAGAUCGGAAAGCUAUAGGCAUAAGGGUUUCCCUUCAUAAUGAACAAAAGGCUACAUUCUAUGUAACUAAAGAAGUUAUAGUUAGCGCAGGAUCUGUUAAUACACCCGUGUUACUUAUGUUGUCUGGAAUUGGACCUAAAUUACACUUGGAAGAGUUACAAAUAAAAGUUGUACAAGAUUUACCAGUUGGUGAAAAUCUUCAAGAUCACGUUCGUAUUCCUAUACCAGUAACAUUAAAUACCGGAGCCAAACAAAAGGGUGACAUAUAUUGGUAUAAAGCUGCUGUUCAAUAUUUGUUGGACCAGACUGGACCACACUCUACAAAUUAUGAUCAGCCCAACAUAAAUGCUUUUCUAUCUGUGCCAGAUGGCAAACAGUUACCAGAUGUUCAAAUUGAUCAUAAUUAUUUUGUUCCCAACACAAGUUACGUUUAUCCAAUGUGCAGAAACAUUAUGUCGUUUAAUGAUGAAAUAUGCAAACAGUUUGCAAAAAUGAACGCAGAAAGUGAAAUGAUCAUAUUUUUUGUGGCCCUCUGCAGGCCUCAUUCUAAGGGUAAAAUAUUGCUACGUUCAAACUUACCUACAGAUCAUCCGAAAAUUUAUUCUAAAUAUUUUAGUGAUGACAGAGACAUGACUACGUUUAUUAAAAGUUUGAAGCGAGUUACAAAUAUAGUCAAUACUGAAUCGUUUAAAGCGGCACGAGCGGAAUUACAAAGAAUUUAUUAUAAUGAUUGUGAUGGUUUCGAAUUCAGAAGUGAUGGAUACUGGGAAUGCAUGGCAAGAACUGUGACAUACAACGUGUAUCAUCCAGUUGGAACAGCUAAAAUGGGUGCCCAGGGAGAUAAAGAUACUGUAGUCGAUAGUAAAUUGAGAGUUGUAGGUGUAAAUGGAUUGCGGGUAGCCGAUGCAAGUGUAAUGCCAACAAUUCCUAGUGUUAAUACAAACGCAGCCGUAAUGAUGAUCGCUGAAAGAGCUUCUGAUUUCAUUAAAGAGGAUCAUUUAGUUUCUUUCAAUAAGGAGGAACUAUGAACAAUUUUGUCAAGUUUUGAAUAAAAUCGUGAUUUAAAAACA
Messenger RNA from Colias croceus (clouded yellow), 2232 nucleotides. Its product is annotated as glucose dehydrogenase [FAD, quinone]-like. Gene Ontology annotation, molecular function: ecdysone oxidase activity; flavin adenine dinucleotide binding. The transcript is spliced from 4 exons. The coding region runs from base 322 to 2190 and encodes 622 amino acids. The record is from RefSeq and is a predicted model, not a curated record. Lineage: Eukaryota; Metazoa; Arthropoda; Insecta; Lepidoptera; Pieridae.